AGGUCUGAGCAGUGCCAGGGUACCCUGUGACCCCUAAGAACAGCUAAGGUCCUGCGCAGAACCCUCAAACUCCCAGGCCUCGGAGCUUCAAUCACAACAUGACAGGUUGAAURGUGCAAACCAUCGAGUCCAGCUGAUUUCCAGGAAGCAAACAUCCACAAGGAGUCACAAGAACCAGUGCCAGAAAAACUGAGACAGCAUCACCAACACCACAGGAGACCAGAUCCAGGUUUCCUUCCAGGACCAGCUUGCUGCUUUUACUGACCUGAGGAGAAGUGGAUCAGCAGAGCAUGAAGAAGACCACAAAUACUGCUCUUAAGAGGUCCUUUGAGGUGGAGGAUGUCGACACCUCGUCCCAUUCUUCGCCCGGYUCUCGUCGAGCCACCAGCUCUCCUCACCGUAACGCCAUGUCUCCCACCAGUAUCUACUACCGUGACCUGGGCACCGCCGCCUCCGCCUCCAGCAACAACAUCAACUAUACUCAACCGCGCUCCAUCAUGGGGGGAGGAGGGUCCAAGACUCCUGAGCCGGUGUCACGCCGUUCUGAACUCUCCAUUGACAUCUCUUCGUCCAGCAAGCAGGUGGAUCACAUCACCAGCCCCGCUUCUUCACGCUUCGGGAGCAGCAGCGCCCUGAAACGCCCCGAAGUCCUGGGUCACUCCAAGACCCCUGAGAUGGGUCACAAGAGGGAGGUAACUUUUGCCAAGAGCCUGACCGACUCCCCCGUGAUCCGCCGCAACGAGGGCAUCGGCAGCAACAACGGGAUCGCCCGAGUCCCCGAGCUGAAUCACACGCGCAAGUUCGAGGCCCCGAGCCUCGGGGAAGUUCGUAAACCCGACAUCAACAUCACCAAAGCUCCUCAGGAAAACAACGGGCACCACGCGGCAGUGCACCACCCCCACCACCCCAACCCCCAUCACAGCACCAUCGUCACCACCUUCCGCUGCUCCUCGCCGAGCCACGCUGGACGCAAGUCUCCCAACCCUGACCGGUCAGAGGUCAGCCUGAGCCAUAGCAACAUGUCCGAGUCCRCCAAGCCCCACCAUCCCACCCCUCCAGCCAAGGGGGAGAAGAGCCAUGUAGGYGACUUCAGCUACGUGGGCAUCGACGCCAUCCUGGAGCAGAUGAGGAGGAAGGCCAUGAAGCAAGGCUUUGAGCUCAACCUCAUGGUAGUGGGGCAAAGCGGCCUGGGGAAGUCCACCCUGAUGAACACACUGUUUAAAUCCAAGGUGAGCCGUAAUAAGUCAGUGCAGUCUGACCCGGAGGAGAGGAUCCCCAAGACAGUCGAGAUCAAGUCCAUCAGUCACGAUGUGGAGGAGAAAGGAGUGAGGAUGAAGCUGACAGUCAUCGACACUCCAGGCUUUGGGGAUCAAAUUAAUAAUGAAAACUGCUGGCAGCCCAUCAUGAAGUUCAUCAACGACCAGUAUGAAACCUACCUGCAGGAGGAGAUCAACAUCAACAGGAAGAAGAGGAUCCCAGACUCCAGGGUGCACUGCUGCAUAUACUUCAUCCCUCCCACCGGCCACUGUCUGAGGCCUCUGGAUGUGGAGUUCAUGAGUCGUCUCAGCAAAGUGGUGAACAUCGUACCCGUCAUCGCCAAAGCUGACACGCUCACMCUGGAGGAGAGGGACAGCUUUAAACAGACGAUUAGGGAAGAACUGCGAGACAACGGGAUCGACGUUUACCCCCAGAAAGAGUUUGACGAGGAUGCAGAGGACAGAAUGAUCAACGACAAAAUCAGGGAGAUGAUCCCUUUUGCUGUUGUGGGCAGCGAUCAGGAGUACCAAGUGAACGGCAAGAGGAUUCUGGGAAGGAAAACAAAAUGGGGCACCAUAGAAGUCGAGAACGUCGCACAUUGUGAGUUUGCUUACCUGCGAGACCUCCUCAUCAGGACACACAUGCAGAACAUCAAAGACAUCACAGGCAGCAUCCACUACGAGACUUACCGUGUCCGCCGAUUAAACGAGUCCAACGGCCACCUCAUCUCUCAGCCCUCAGACGUGCAGCCGAAGGCCAACGGUCAUCUGGAGGUGCAGCCUGCGGCCCUGCAGGCCAACGGAGUGGCUGCUCAGCAYGAAGCUCUGUCCCACGAGAUGUAGAGAGGGGCGGGCACCGGCGGGCAUGAACAUACACUCAGACAUGAACCGGCUCACACACACUGACCAUGUGAAGAUCCUUUGAAAUACACAGGUGGACUACCAACUUCAGCUGUUUUUUUUUUCUCUCUGACCUUCUCUCCUCUUUUCAGUUCUGUUCAAUAGGCUCUCAUCUGGAUUGGUAUUGCAAAGGUUGUCAGAUCACAAGUUAGAUUUUUAAGCGUUGGAAACAUAACAGCAACAGAGGAAAACUUCCUUUGCACAGAAAAAAAAAUACCCAAUGAACUGUCCAGAUGGGAACAAACAACAUCAUUUAAAAUGAAGCAACCUGCCUGGUUUGUUUUGUGCUGUGGUGUAUAGAUUGUAUAGUCACUAGGGUUACAGUAGGGACAUUUAGAUUAGCUCUAUAUAUGGAUAAUGUCGUCGACACCUCCACACUGUAAAAUGAAAAGAAAGCAGUGGUAGUGUGGAGCAGUUUGCAGAAAAAGGAGAACCCCUUGUCAUUUUUUUCUGUUGAGAUGUUUUAACGAAACCUUUUUGCCAAACCUUACCAUGUCUUUCUAUAUAUUGCCAACCAUGUUGUGUGUUUCCUCUUACAUUGCUCAUUUACUGUUGUAAUUUUAUUGCUUAUGUUGAUGUUCUAAUAUUGUUGUACAAGAUGGGAGUGCAGCGGUUGUCCCAUGCAGCUGUUUUGUCCAUAUUUCCGACUGUAAACCAAAUAAAAAUGCAUUUCUUGUUCUUAAAAAAAGCACAUACAGUAUAUAGUGUUUACUUAUGAGUAGGUAUUUAUAUGUGUAGUUUAAUGUAAUCCAAUUGAUUCCACUUAAGUUUAAUGCAGGUCUUAAACUGUGAUUAAAAUUGUAGGUCGUUUCCAUUCUUUCAGCAUGUUCCCUAUUUUUGAGACUGCUCYGUGUUUAACAUCAAACAACUUUAUUCAUUAUAGAAUUAUUCUUUCCAACAUGACAAUUACAUGCAUAAUAUUACAACCACAUGCUGCAGAUUUUCUGUUACGACUGUGAUGAAGGAUUGGUGUCUGGAAAAAAUAAAAAAUAAAUCUUGCCCGUAAAUUAAUGCAAACAGAUUUCAGCAGCUAAAAAGUGAAUAUUUUUGAUAUCACAAAAGCUCAAGGGAUGUUUUAUAGGAUAAAUCUAUUUAUACCAGUCUGAUUUUCAAAUGCAAUGUUGAGUUUACCCAAAAUUAUUUUCUAAACAAAAUUGAGAAGAACUAAUGUGUCUUAUCAGAUAAAGUGAAUUAAACUUUGUGUACUGUUGUAUAGUUCUUGUGUCGUUUGUGUCAUUGUAGACURAGGUUUGGUAUCUUUGAUAUGCUAUCUGAAAGAAUAAAGAUUGAUAUUUUUA
Molecule: messenger RNA, 3454 nt
Organism: Austrofundulus limnaeus
Lineage: Eukaryota; Metazoa; Chordata; Actinopteri; Cyprinodontiformes; Rivulidae
Gene: septin9b
Product: septin 9b
Exons: 12
Coding region: 291-2099 (602 amino acids)
Molecular function (GO): GTP binding
Source: RefSeq, a predicted model, not a curated record